AUGUCAAUUGGCGACAAAGAAUCCCCAGGCGCCCACGAUGCUGCCAUUGGCCUCAACGAAGACCAUGUUGACGAGAAAAGAGGAAACGCGGCCGAUCGCGCCGACAUGUACCGUAUGGGCAAGGUCCAAGAAAUGAGGAGAAACUUUCGCUUCUUGUCCAUCUUUGGCUUUUCCAUGAUUCUGAUGGCGUCGUGGGAGUUUUCUCUGAGUGUUUCUACCAUCGGACUUGUCAACGGUGGCACCGCUGGAUUGAUCUGGAUGUUCUUCGUCUGCUGGGUAGGCUUCCUGCUGGUGAACACGUCCAUGGCCGAGAUGGCUUCAAUGGCCCCAACGACCGGAGGACAGUAUCAUUGGAUCUCAGAAUUCGCGCCGCCCCAACACCAAAAGUUCAUUAGCUAUCUCAUGGGAUGGAUGUGUGUGCUCGGCUGGCAGACUUCGUGUGCCUCUUCGUCCUUCAUCGCUGGCACCCAGAUCCAAGGCCUUGUCGUCCUGAACUACCUGAACUACGUCCCCGAGCCCUGGCACGGCACCCUCCUCACCAUUGCUGUUGCUGCCUUCUCGGUCCUCUUCAAUACUUUCCUGGCCAGGAAGCUACCCUUGAUCGAGGCCCUGGUCCUCAUCAUUCACAUCUUUGCCUUCUUUGGCAUCCUUGUCACUCUCUGGGUCCUUUCCCCGACAGCCGAUGCCAAAGCUGUAUUCACUGAGUUCACUGAUGGCGGAGGCUGGGGCAGCCUGGGAGGAUCGACCCUCGUUGGUAUUCUUGCGGGCAUUCUGCCACUGCUGGGCGCAGAUGCUGCCGUCCACAUGUCUGAAGAGCUGCGCGAUGCCAGUCGCACACUGCCGCGUUCCAUGAUCAUGACCACAGUCUUCAAUGGAGCUUUCGGAUGGAUCAUGGUCAUCACCUAUUGCUUUUGCAUUGGCAACCUCGAGGAGGUCAUCAUGUCACCGACCGGCUAUCCCUUCAUGCAGGUCUUCUACAACUCGACCAAGUCGGCGAGCAGUGCUACCGCCAUGUCAUCCUUCAUCGUUGCCAUGACCGGCUUCUCCAACCUGACCAUGGUGGCCACGUCGUCACGCCAGCUCUUCGCAUUCGCACGAGACCAUGCUGUUCCAUUCAGCCCCUGGUUCUCCAAGGUCCAACCAGGAUGGGACGUGCCUCUCAAUGCCAUCCUGACGACCUUCCUCAUCUCGAGUCUUCUUUCCCUCAUCAACAUCGGCUCAGCUGUCGCACUGAACUCAAUCACAUCCUUGGCGACAACAUCACUUCUCUCCAGCUACAUCGUCUCCAUUGGCUGCAUGAUCUGGCGACGAUGGACCAACAACCCCCUUCUCCGCGGAAAGUUCUCCCUCGGUCAAUGGGGUCUGGCCAUCAACAUCGCCUCUGAGGCCUUCCUGGUAGUUAUUUUUGUCUUGGCCUUCAUGCCUGGCAACCCUAACCCAACGCCUGCAGAGAUGAACUGGAACAUCCUGAUUUACGGCGCUGUUGUUGUUUUCUCUUUGAUCUACUACUUCUUCCGUGGAACCGAACGUUAUGAGGGUCCGGUUGCUUACGUGAGAAAACUUCAGUAA
This is a messenger RNA of Fusarium keratoplasticum, 1569 nucleotides long. RefSeq lists its product as uncharacterized. The coding region runs from base 1 to 1569 and encodes 522 amino acids. NCBI's taxonomy places the organism in Eukaryota, Fungi, Ascomycota, Sordariomycetes, Hypocreales, Nectriaceae. The record is from RefSeq and is a predicted model, not a curated record. Gene Ontology annotation, biological process: transmembrane transport. Gene Ontology annotation, cellular component: membrane. The transcript has 4 exons. Gene Ontology annotation, molecular function: transmembrane transporter activity.